Molecule: messenger RNA, 1127 nt
Organism: Cucurbita moschata (crookneck pumpkin)
Lineage: Eukaryota; Viridiplantae; Streptophyta; Magnoliopsida; Cucurbitales; Cucurbitaceae
Product: expansin-A4-like
Exons: 3
Coding region: 60-836 (258 amino acids)
Biological process (GO): plant-type cell wall organization
Cellular component (GO): extracellular region
Source: RefSeq, a predicted model, not a curated record
CCAUCCCUAACCUCCGCACAUCAUCUCCCAUUUCUCUCUUGCUUUCAGCUUUUUCAGAAAUGGCCAUUAAUAUUCCUCUCUGUAUUGCUUCUUUUCUCUCUUUUUUUUUACUGGUGGAAGCCAGAAUCCCCGGAAUUUACUCCGGCGGCCCAUGGCAGAGCGCUCACGCCACCUUCUACGGUGGCUCCGAUGCUUCCGGCACAAUGGGCGGCGCUUGUGGGUAUGGGAACUUGUACAGCCAAGGGUAUGGAGUGAACACGGCGGCGCUGAGUACGGCUCUUUUCAAUAAGGGUCAGAGCUGCGGCGCUUGCUUUGAAAUUAAGUGUGCUAAUGACCCACGGUGGUGCCAUUCCGGCAGCCCGUCGAUUUUGAUUACCGCUACUAAUUUCUGCCCGCCGAAUUAUGCGCUGCCCAACGACAAUGGCGGCUGGUGUAACCCUCCUCGUACCCACUUCGACCUCGCCAUGCCCAUGUUCCUCAAAAUCGCCGAGUACCGCGCCGGUAUCGUCCCCGUGUCUUACCGCCGAGUGCCAUGCCGGAAGCACGGAGGAAUCAGGUUCACAAUCAACGGCUUUCGUUACUUCAAUCUGGUUCUAAUCACCAACGUGGCAGGUGCAGGGGAUAUCGUACGGGUUAGCGUUAAAGGAACAAGAACCGGGUGGAUGAGCAUGACACGAAACUGGGGGCAAAAUUGGCAAUCCAAUGCCGUAUUAGUGGGCCAAGCUCUGUCGUUUAGAGUAACCGGCAGCGACCGUCGAACCUCAACGUCAUGGAACAUCGUUCCCGCCCAUUGGCAGUUCGGCCAAACUUUCACCGGGAAAAACUUUCGUGUUUAACCGCAGUGAAAAAAAAAAUGCUUUUUACUACAUGGGUUAUUUUUCUUCAAGUUUCCAUUUAUAACCUUUUGGGGAGUGUUUGUUUUGUCACAAGACUAAUCUGAUCUAAGCGUAAUUAGGAGCAAGGAUUGGGGGUAUUAUGGGAAGAAUAUUUUGACUGGGGUUCGGUAAAAAGGCUGAAGCGGCUGAAUGAAGAUUGUAGCCCGCAGUCUUCUAUUACAGACAGUUUGUGCGUGUUUUUUUUUCUUUUUCCUAAUAUAAAUUAAUAUACAUUUGAAAUUAAUUGUAUUA